Messenger RNA from Bemisia tabaci, 1340 nucleotides. It is a transcript of the gene ix, whose product is annotated as mediator complex subunit intersex. Gene Ontology annotation, biological process: regulation of transcription by RNA polymerase II. The record is from RefSeq and is a predicted model, not a curated record. NCBI's taxonomy places the organism in Eukaryota, Metazoa, Arthropoda, Insecta, Hemiptera, Aleyrodidae. Gene Ontology annotation, molecular function: transcription factor binding; transcription coregulator activity. Gene Ontology annotation, cellular component: mediator complex.
UCCAUCAAAUGAUAAGCGUGUAAACAAAAACACUCAUUAUCAAUCCUUGUUCACCGCUCCUCUAGUAGAAUUUUCAUUUUCUCAAAGAACUUUAGUUAAGUAAGUGUAAAAUUCGUCUCUGAUUUCUAUGAGCACGCUGUUCGAUUAAAAUGAAUGUUCCUCAAAUGCAGCAACCAGGGCCAGGGAUGCCCCCUGGUAUGCCGCAAGGUCCUGGUCCUGUUCCUCAAGCUCCAUCGUUGAUGCAGUCCUCCGUAUCGCAGCCUCCUGCUCAAGAGAAAUUAGAUAAUAUCUCUAAAGUGAAAGUUUUGGUAAAUCAGCUCAGGGAGUCCAUAAAUUCUGUUAUUAAACACAGCACAUCAACUCUGCAGCACAACAUAAUGAUGGACAUGGGAAUAAAAACUAUUGAUCCACCUGCUGGCCACUUUGAUAAAGUAUUAGAAGAUUUCUACUCUCUUUGUGAUCAGACAGAAAUCCAUCUGAAAACGUCAAUUGAAUGUUUGAAUCAAGGGAAUGCAAGCAAUAGGUAUCUGCCCAUGAUGGUUGCUUCCACAAGGACUGAGCCGUUACCAAAUCAAGAUGCCAACACCCUCACCUAUCCUCAGUAUUUGAAUACUGUCAAAACUCAGGUUGCAUUCACAAAAGACAUUCAUGACAUCCUUGCGUCCGCUGCACAAAAUAUUAAUGCUACUGAGUGAGCCGUAGUAAUCCAAAUGCCCUUUUUGUCAAACUCUGAUGGGCCUCUAUUGACUAUACGAAUGGAGCUACCACUAUUUUUAAUAUGACAAUCUCUUUAUCAGACUAAGAAAAAGUUAAAAGCUCAAUGAUAUUUAUAGCAUUACUGAAAAUGUCCAUUUGCAUCAUUGGUCUGACAGGACAUGCUGCAAAUAUUUUCUACUCAAAAUUAACUGUUGGCUCAAGUCGAAAAAUAUGUAUUUCCCUCACGACUUUUCCCUGGAAAUACACAGUAAAAAUGCACUUGCCAAGGAGUCUUUGUAGGUUCAUUAAAUGAGAUUCACUGAGUCAAGUAGGUGCUUGCAAGUCAUGUUCAUAACGAAGGAAGCACCAACACCCAUAUUAUGUUUUUGAGCCAUAGCUUGCAAACUAAUAUCUGUAAAUAUAUUUUGAUACAAUGAACCCUUUGAAGACCCACUACAUCAAAAUGGAAUUAAGUAAAAAAAAAAAAAAAAAAAAAAAAAAAAAAAAAAAAAAAAAAAAAAAAAAAAGGGCGUCUACCAAAUGAUCCAGUUAAUUUUAAUAAUGUCUUAAGAAAGUGUUCUUCGCAUGUUUAUAAUUUGUCUUUUCCCAAAAAUAUCAGGUACUUACUUAUUCCUUAAAGAAAA